This is a messenger RNA of Ordospora pajunii, 5055 nucleotides long. RefSeq names its product myosin. Gene Ontology annotation, cellular component: vesicle; myosin complex; cytoplasm. Gene Ontology annotation, molecular function: microfilament motor activity; ATP binding; actin filament binding. Gene Ontology annotation, biological process: actin filament organization; vesicle transport along actin filament. Lineage: Eukaryota; Fungi; Microsporidia; Ordosporidae. The transcript has a single exon. The record is from RefSeq and is a predicted model, not a curated record. Bases 1 to 5055 code for a protein of 1684 amino acids.
AUGCAGGGACUAAUAAACAAAGACGAUGACGAUGAUGUUUUGGCAGCAAGAAGGAUUCGCAUUGAUGAUGAUGUACAGAAGAAAUUUAGCGAGAGAAGAUGGGUUUGGGUUCCUAGCGAAAAGGAUUCGUAUGCUGGAGGAUACAUUGUGAAAGAGUCCGAGGGUUAUGUGAAGGUGGAUUGUGGAGGGGUGGUGGUUGAUUGUAGGAGCAAGGAUGUGUUUCGGAUGAAUCCGCCGAAAUUUGACAUGGUUGAGGACCUUGCAGAGCUGAGCUAUUUAAACGAGCCUGGAGUAUUGCAUAAUCUCAAGCGCAGGUACCAGAACGGAAGGAUAUACACAUACUCGGGGCUUUUUCUGCUUGCGAUAAAUCCGUACAGGGAUCUGAGGAUCUAUGGAGAGAGGGAUGUCAAGAAGUACACACUGAGCAAGAAGUACGAGCUUGAGCCACACAUAUUUGCAAUAGCAAACGAGGCAUACAGGCUGAUGGUGUCGAACGGAGAGAACCAGUCGAUUCUGAUUACUGGAGAGUCUGGGGCAGGAAAGACAGAGAAUACCAAGAGGGUUGUUGAGUUUCUUGCAAUGGUUGCAGGAUACAGGGGGAUGGACGUGGGUGUUGAUAGGCAGAUAAUAGAUGCGAAUCCGAUUCUUGAGGCGUUUGGAAAUGCACAGACGGUGAAGAACAACAACUCAAGCAGGUUUGGAAAGUUCAUCAAGAUCAAGUUCAAUGGGGGAAACAUAUGCGGAGCACAUAUUGAAAAGUAUCUUCUUGAGAAGUCUCGGGUGACGGGGCAGAACGGAAACGAAAGGAACUACCAUAUUUUCUAUCAACUGCUUGCAAGCGACGAGGCAAUGAGGAAGCAGCUGUUUCUUGAUGGAGAAGUGGGAGACUACAGGUACCUGAAGGGAUCGAGAUACACGAUUCCGGAUGUUGAUGAUGGGGAGGAAUUCAAGAGGCUUGUGGAAGCAAUGAGUGUUCUGAGAAUCGACAGGGACGAGCAGAUGGGAUACUUCCGGAUUGUGUCUGCGAUUCUUCACCUUGGAAACAUUGAGUUUGGAGAGAAGAAUGGGGUUGCGGAGAUUGUGAAUCUUGAGGUUGCAGAGAAGGCAUGCAGGCUGCUGAGCAUUUCACUUGUUGAGUUUAUCAAGAGAUUGAUCCAUCCGAUGAUUAAGGCGGGCAAUGAGUAUGUGAUGCAUGAAAGGAACAAGGAGCAGGCGGUGAAGAUAGUGGAUGGGCUUGCAAGGAUCCUGUAUGACAAGAUGUUUGAUGGGGUUGUUGAGAGGAUCAACCUGUCUCUUAGUUCAAGACACAAAGGAAGCUUUAUUGGCGUGCUUGAUAUAGCAGGGUUUGAGAUAUUUGAAAAGAACUCGUUUGAGCAGUUCUGCAUCAACUACACUAAUGAGAAGUUGCAGCAGUUUUUCAACCAUCACAUGUUUAUUCUUGAGCAGGAGGUGUAUAGGCAAGAGGAUAUUGAGUGGGACUUUAUUGACUUUGGGCUUGAUCUGCAGCCGACGAUUGAUUUGAUUGAGAAGAGUAAUCCGAUUGGAAUUCUGAGUUAUCUGGACGAAGAGUGUGUGAUGCCGAUGGCAACGGAGAAGACCUUUCUUGGGAAGCUGUCAGGGAGUGUUCGGAACAACAAGUUUGAGGUUGACAAGAUCAGGGAUGUGUUUUUGCUGAACCAUUAUGCAGGCAAUGUUGAGUAUAGUGUUGAGGAGUGGCUGUCGAAGAACAAGGAUCCGCACUCUGAGGCAUUGACAUCGCUGAUACAAACGUCUGAGGACGGAAUGGUGUCUAAGCUGAGCCUGAACGAGACGCAGCUGAAGAAAGGAUUUUUCCGAACUGUUUCGCAGAAGCACAAGGAGCAGCUUGGAUCGUUGAUUCAACAGCUUCAGGGGACGAAUCCUCAUUUUGUAAGGUGUAUUAUUCCGAAUCUUGAGAAGAGCGGAGAGUAUCUGAGCAAUGCACUUGUGCUUGACCAGCUGAGAUGCAACGGGGUUCUUGAGGGCAUAAGGAUUAGUAGGCAAGGGUUUCCGUCGCGGAUGCGAUAUGAAGAGUUUGUGGGCAGGUACAGGAUACUGAUGGAGGGAGCGGAUGGCAAUGAGUAUUUUGAUGGAGGGAUGUGCAUGGAGUAUUUCAGGAAUGGGUGCCGGCGAGUUCUUGAUGGCGUGGGGUUGGGAAGUAACCAGUAUAGGCUUGGGAUAAGCAAGGUUUUUUUCAGGCAAGGGGUUCUUGCAGAUAUUGAGGAUAUGAAGGAGAGCAAGGUUAGUGAGGUGGUGAGAGAAAUGCAAGCGUUGAUAAGGAAGAGGCUUGUGCACAGGAGGUACAACAUGACGCAGAGAAGGAUGCGUGCAGUAGAGGUGAUACAGAGGAAUGCACGUGUAUGCUGUGAUAUUCAGCGGUGGAGCUGGUGGCGGCUGUAUCAGAAGAUCAAGCCGUUGCUUGAUGUGAAGAAGAAGGAUGACGAGAUAAGGGGGAAGGAAGCGGAGGUACAGGAGUGUGUGAGGCAGCUGGAGAUAGAGAAGGCAAGGGGGGAGAAGAUAGAGGAGAGUUUGAGGCGGGAGAUACUGCGAAGGGAGGAGAUGGAGAAGAGUGUUGAGGAGGAGAAGAGAUAUUCUGCGGAGAAAGAAGAGCUAUUGAUGGCGUUGAGAGGAAGGAUUGAAGAGCUAGAGAAUGAAGAAGCGGAGCUCAAGGAGAUUGGUUUGAAGGCGAGACAGGAAGCAGAGGAGAACAAGAGGAGAGUGCAAGAAUGCAAGAAUGAGUAUGAAAAGCUGUAUAGGAAGAGUAACGAAGACAAAGAGGAGAUACGGAAGUAUAAGAGCGAAGUAGUAAGGCAGAUGGAAGUGAUAAGUGAGCAGGAGAGGAGAAUGAUGGAGAUGCGAGAGGAGUUGAUCAGCAAAUCGAGUGAGAAUGAUGCAAGGGUGGAGAGGAUGCUGAAUGAGGAGGCAGAAGAGAUUUUGAGGUUAGGCAGGAUGAUGAAAGAGAAAGAGGAAGAGAUUGAGCAGGUACGAAGAGAGCAGCGAAUGGCGUCAAUGGGAGAAGAAGAAGCAAGGAGGGAGAAGAAAGCGAUUGAGGAGGAGAAUGGAGAGCUUCGAGUUGGAUGUGCGAAUGGAUUGAGAUGGAGGGAUGAGCUGAUGAGUAUGAGGAAGGAGUAUGAGAUGAUGCAAAGGAAGCUUAAGGACGAGGUUGAGGAUGUGCAGCUAGAGAAUGAGCGAUUGGAGGAAGAGCUGCGGAAGGAGAUGAAGAGGGUUGAGGAGAUGAAGAGCAUGAGGAAGAAGGCUGUGGAAGAGCUUGAGUAUGAGAGGAGUAGGGGAGAUAAGCUUGAGAGGGUGUAUCAGGAGGAAAAGAAGCUGCAUGAAGAGGCGGCGGAGCAGCUGCAGAGGGAGAAGGUGUUUAAGGAUGCAACGCAAGAGUCGUUGCUGGAGAAGAUCAAAGGGCUUAAGAAGAGUAUGAAGGAGAUGAGUGAGAGGCUGAAAGGAGAGGAGAUGAUGAGCAAGCAGCUUGUGGCGGAGAAGGAAGAAGUGUGUGAGGAGAUAAGGAUGUUGCAGCAAUCGAAGCUGGAUGAGAUAUUUGAUCGUGAGGCAGGAUUCAACAGUGUGAGAAAGGGGUUGCAGAUGGAGAUACAAAGGCUUGAGAGGGAGAAUCAGAAGCUGAGUAUGGAUUUGAUGGAGAUGAAGGCAAUGAAUGAUGUGAGCGAGGAGAGUGUGUCUGGAGCCGAAAAGAUGUAUGCUAUGCUUGAGGAGGAGAGGAAGAAGAGGAAGGAUGUUGAGUAUCAGGUGUCUGAGCAAGAGAGCAAGAAUGUGUUGCUGAGCAGUGAAGUGGAGAUGCUGAAGGAGAUGAUUGAGAUAGAGAAGCGAGGGAGAGAAGAGAUGAUGAAGGAGCAGGAGAAGGAUUUGUCUUUGUGCAGGAGUGUUAAGCAAGCAAGGAAGGAGAUUGAUGAGUUGAGUAGCGAGUUGAGUGUGAUAGUUGAUUGGUUUAAUGUACAGUAUGUGAAUGUUUUGAAUGGAUAUAAGGAAGAGGUUAGGAGGAUGGAGAGAGAGGCUGCUGAGAAUGAGAUGGAGAAAGAGAAGAUGAAGAUGGAAGCGGCAGCAAUUGAGGAGAAGAAUGCAGAGAUGAAGAAGCAGAUGCAAGAGCAUGAGGCAAGGAUUGAAGAGAAGAGUAGGAUGUGUGAUGCAGCAAUGAAUGAAGUGGCGAUGCAGAAAGAAAAGUGCAGGAUGAUGGAGGAGAGCAUAUGGGAGAAGGAAGAGGAAGUUAAGAGAUAUAAUGAGAAGUUUGAUGAGUGGAAUUUGCUGUUUGAAGGGUUGGUGAGCAAAGUAGAGGAUGAAGUGAAGGCUAUGGAGAAUGCAGAUGAGGAAAGAAGAAAGAUGGCCGAGGAGAUGAAGCGAUGGAAUGAGGAGGGAAGGAAGUGUGUGAGUGUGCUUGAGGAAAGGUAUGCUAAGGAGAUGAUGGCGAGAGUGAAGGAUGUGAUUGAUGAGGAGCGAGUGAAGAUGGAAUGCUUAGAAGAGAAGCAUUUGAAGCUUUGGAAGAGAUAUGAGGAGAUGGAAGAGAGGCAGCAGGGUCUAGUUGAAAAGCAUGCGAUGGAUGCGUUGAGGAUUGAAAGGCUGGAAGCAGAGGUGUGUGUUUAUAAGGAGAAUGAGAUGCGAAAUGUGGGACUGAUUGGUAUUUAUGAGUCCGAGAUAAAUGCAUUGAAGCGAUGCACGCGAUUUAAGGAAGAAGUGCUUAUGGGAUAUGCAGGAGGAAUGAGUGGGAGUGUUGUUUAUGUGAAUGACAAAGAGAAGUAUCGUGUGCAGGAGCGUAAAAGGAUUGAUGCGGAGCAGGAGAUGCAGAAGAUGUGUGAGGAAAGGCAAGCGCAGAUGGUUGUGAAUAAAAGGUUGCGAGAAGAGGUUGAAAGGUUGAGAGGCGAGGUUGAAGCGAGCAGGAUGCAGUCACUAGAGAUGAAGAAGAGGCAGGGAGUGCAGAUGCUAACGAUAAGCCGUCUUAGCAAGGAGCUUGAUGAGGAAAGGGAGAUGGCGAAGCUGCUCAGGUCACUGAAGUGUGUAUCGAAGAAGGCCAGGGGAUGA